GAGCCUCCAGCGACAAUAAGGCCGAUUCAGUUUUCCACGUUUCCGGCGAAAAUACGGUUAAAAGUCGAGGUUUUUCCGGGCGAAAGCGGCCGAACCGGUGCGGGUCGUCGGUGGAUUCUCUCAGCAUGACGUCUCGCGUCGGCCUUCGGGCCGCAGGCAUCAAUGGAAGUGGAUUCAAACCCAGAGAGAAGGCGCUCCCGCCUUUCCAGAUGAGCUCUUCCCUGAAGUCGGAGAUCCGUAAGCUGAACCUGGUGCACCUGCUGCUGUGGCUGCUGGUGGCGGCUCAGGUGAGCGUGAGCCGGCUGGAGCUGGUUUCCCCCGAGCGGGUGUCGGCUCCGUACACGUGGGAGUACCCGUACCUGCUGAGCCUGGUCCCCCUGCUCUGCAGCAGCCUGUCUCUGCCCGGCAGCAACGUCAGCUACCUGGUCAUGUCCAUGAUCAGCGCGGGGCUGUUCUCCGUGGCGCCGCUCAUCUACGGCGGCAUGGAGAUGUUCCCCGUGGCCCAGCAGCUCUACCGCCACGGCAAGGCCUACCGCUUCAUCUUCGGCUGCUCCGCCGUGACCGUCAUGUACCUGGUCAUGGUGGUGGCCGUGCAGGUGCACGCCUGGCAGCUCUACUACAUGAAGAAACUGUUGGACUCCUGGUUCGAUGCCACUCAGGAGAAGAAGAAGAAGUAACGGCGUCGAAACAACUGUGAUGGGAAAAAUAAGAUGUCUUUUUUAUGGGGAUUUACUUUUGCAGUUAUAACCAGUA
This is a messenger RNA of Cololabis saira (Pacific saury), 753 nucleotides long. RefSeq names its product jagunal homolog 1a (gene jagn1a). Bases 126 to 677 code for a protein of 183 amino acids. Gene Ontology annotation, biological process: vesicle-mediated transport; granulocyte colony-stimulating factor signaling pathway; endoplasmic reticulum organization. NCBI's taxonomy places the organism in Eukaryota, Metazoa, Chordata, Actinopteri, Beloniformes, Belonidae. The record is from RefSeq and is a predicted model, not a curated record. The transcript is spliced from 3 exons. Gene Ontology annotation, cellular component: endoplasmic reticulum membrane.